Messenger RNA from Suncus etruscus (white-toothed pygmy shrew), 1636 nucleotides. It is a transcript of the gene CORO1A, whose product is annotated as coronin 1A. Lineage: Eukaryota; Metazoa; Chordata; Mammalia; Eulipotyphla; Soricidae. Gene Ontology annotation, molecular function: actin filament binding. The record is from RefSeq and is a predicted model, not a curated record. Bases 143 to 1528 code for a protein of 461 amino acids. Gene Ontology annotation, biological process: cell migration; actin filament organization. The transcript is spliced from 11 exons.
GGCGCAGCCACCCUAAGGAGGCGGGCGCCGAGCUCCUCAUUCAUUGUCUGACAAGAGCAUCCUCGGCGGGCAGCGCCGGCUUCUCCAUCCUCCGCCUCCUCCGCCUCCUCCAUUUGGGGGUCACUCCUCUCUCCGCAGCAGGAUGAGCCGGCAGGUGGUGCGUUCUAGCAAGUUCCGCCAUGUGUUCGGACAGCCUGCCAAGGCCGACCAGUGCUACGAGGACGUACGUGUCUCGCAGACCACCUGGGACAGCUGUUUCUGCGCGGUCAACCCUAAGUUUGUGGCUCUCAUCUGUGAGGCCAGUGGGGGAGGUGCCUUCUUGGUGCUGCCUCUGAGCAAGACUGGACGUGUGGACAAGAAUGUGCCCACAGUCUGCGGCCACACGGCCCCUGUGCUGGACAUUGCCUGGUGCCCGCACAACGAUAACGUCAUUGCCAGCGGCUCUGAGGACUGCACCGUCAUGGUGUGGGAGAUCCCUGAUGGGGGCCUGACACUGCCACUGCGGGAGCCUGUGGUCACCCUGGAGGGCCACACCAAGCGCGUGGGCAUAGUGGCCUGGCACCCCACUGCUCAGAACAUAUUGCUCAGUGCAGGUUGUGACAACGUGAUCCUGAUAUGGGAUGUUGGCACCGGGACGGCCGCGCUGACCCUGGGUGCCGAUGUACAUCCGGACACCAUCUACAGCGUGGACUGGAGCCGGGAUGGCAGCCUUCUCUGCACUUCCUGCCGCGACAAGCGUGUGCGCGUCAUUGAGCCCCGGAAAGGCACCGUGGUGGCUGAGAAGGACCGUCCCCACGAGGGGACUCGGCCUGUGCGCGCUGUGUUUGUGUCCGACAGCAAGAUCCUGACCACGGGCUUCAGUCGCAUGAGUGAGCGGCAGGUGGCGCUGUGGGACAUGAAGCACUUGGAGGAGCCUCUAUCCCUGCAGGAGCUGGACACAAGCAGUGGCGUCCUUCUGCCCUUCUUUGACCCUGACACCAACAUUGUCUACCUCUGUGGCAAGGGCGACAGCUCUAUCCGGUACUUUGAGAUCACUUCUGAGGCCCCAUUCCUGCACUAUCUCUCCAUGUUCAGUUCCAAGGAGUCCCAGCGAGGCAUGGGCUACAUGCCCAAACGUGGUCUGGAGGUGAACAAGUGUGAGAUUGCCAGAUUCUACAAGCUGCACGAGCGCAGGUGCGAGCCCAUUGCUAUGACAGUGCCCAGGAAGUCGGACCUGUUCCAGGAAGACCUGUACCCCGCUACUGCGGGGCCUGAUGCUGCCCUCACAGCUGAGGAAUGGCUGGGGGGUCAGAAUGCAGGGCCCCUCCUCAUUUCCCUGAAGGAUGGCUACGUUCCUCCAAAGAGCCGCGAGCUAAGAGUCAACCGGGGCCUGGACACAGGACGCAGGAGGGGAGCCACAGAGGCCAGUGGUACACCCAGUUCGGAUGCUGUGUCCCGGCUGGAGGAGGAGAUGAGAAAGCUCCAGGCUAUGGUGCAGGAGAUACAGAAGCGCCUGGAGAGGCUGGAAGAGACAGUCCAGGCCCAGUAGAGGACUCGGCCCUCAGCGGGCCUGGGCGUCGCGUCCUCCUGCUCACCCAUCAUUCCUCAAGCCAGUGGCAGAUGGAAAGUCUUAAUAAAAUGCUUUUAUUUUCUGAUA